Molecule: messenger RNA, 1090 nt
Organism: Stomoxys calcitrans (stable fly)
Lineage: Eukaryota; Metazoa; Arthropoda; Insecta; Diptera; Muscidae
Product: KH domain-containing, RNA-binding, signal transduction-associated protein 3
Exons: 5
Coding region: 106-969 (287 amino acids)
Biological process (GO): regulation of alternative mRNA splicing, via spliceosome
Cellular component (GO): nucleus
Molecular function (GO): mRNA binding
Source: RefSeq, a predicted model, not a curated record
ACAACAGAUUCAUCGACAUUAAUUUCUUUUUGGAAAAAUACAAGUAAAGACGUCACUUGGCAUAUUUUUCAUUUCAUUGCGGUAAAAUUGUAAAAUAAACACAAUAUGAGUGCUGAGAAUGAUACCAAGGAUGACCACGCUCCCAAAGUCAACCAAGUUGCCCAGGAAUAUAUCGAUGAAUUGUUAAAAGAAGAAGCUCGUCUACCUGAAGAUUAUCCCCUGUGCAAGGCGUUGAUUAGAGAUGCAAUUGACCGCAUCUAUCUUACCGGCCGCAUUCCUGGCAAGGAACUCAAAGCAGAUGUUUUCCAACAGAAACCUAUCAAGCUGUCCCAAAAUGUGCACUUGCCCGUCAAACAAUAUCCCCACUUCAAUUUUCAGGGUAAAAUUUUGGGACCCAAAGGAAAUACCCUUAAACGCUUGCAUCACGAGACCUUAUGCAAUAUAGCCAUUAGAGGGCGCAACUCUAUGCGUGAUCAGGAACGUGAAGAGGAACUACGGCAAUCGGGCGAUCCAGCAUAUAAUCAUUUGAAUAAAAAUCUAUACGUUGAACUUUCCACUAUUGCCCCACCAGCUGAGGCUUAUGCUCGCAUAGCAUAUGCUUUGAGUGAAAUUCGUAAAUACAUCAUACCCGAUAGCAACGACGAGAUCUCGCAGGAGCAAUAUCGCGAGCUAAUGCAAAUGGAUCCGAAAACAACAAAAGCUGGUUUUGGCAAAAAGGUCAUAUCACAAAAAUCUGUUUUUCCCAAACUAGCGGCGUUAGGUGGUGGCGGUGAAGGAUAUUCAAAUGGAUAUGAAGAUUAUGAGGAAGAAGAACCAAGCGCUCCACCAACACCAUAUGGUGGUUAUAAAAAAGCCUUUAAACCAGCCGCUCCCUUUAAACGGAAUGAACCCCCUACGAUUUUCGCUGCAAAAUUUAAACAUAUUCGCCCACAGCCCUAUGUUCGCCGUUCAGCUAUUCAAAGGAAUUAAAUGCAAAAAUUAAUUAAAUUAAAAAAAAAAAUAACAACUAAACAUUUCACUGUAAGAUGUUUGAUGAAUAACAGACAAAAAUAUUUUACCAAUGUAUCAAUAAAAACAAAUUAAAUUUGUA